AUGAAGUGGCUAUCUGUCCUGCCUCAACAGUGUAUUUUGCUGAUGACAUGUCUCCUAAUGGCCUUGGAAGCUGUACCUAUAGACAUAGAUAAGACAAAAGUCAAAGGAGAAGGCCAUGUAGAAGGGGAGAAGGUCGAAAAUCCAGAUACAGGACUUUAUUAUGAUGAAUAUCUCAGGCAAGUAAUAGAUGUCUUGGAAACAGAUAAGCAUUUCAGGGAGAAACUCCAGACAGCUGACAUAGAGGAAAUAAAGAGUGGAAAACUAAGCAGAGAGCUUGAUUUAGUAAGCCACCAUGUGAGAACACGGCUGGAUGAACUAAAAAGACAAGAGGUGGCAAGAUUAAGAAUGUUAAUUAAAGCUAAAAUGGAUUCUGUCCAAGACACUGGCAUAGACCAUCAGGCUCUCCUUAAACAGUUUGAGCACCUGAACCAUCAGAAUCCUGACACGUUUGAACCUAAAGACUUAGAUAUGUUGAUCAAAGCA
This is a messenger RNA of Tauraco erythrolophus (red-crested turaco), 483 nucleotides long. Lineage: Eukaryota; Metazoa; Chordata; Aves; Musophagiformes; Musophagidae. The record is from RefSeq and is a predicted model, not a curated record.